CGAAUGAUUUGAAAGUCAAAGUGGUAACUCUCGACCAUGCUCUCAAUUUCAACGAACAAGCGGCUCUGAAUACGACGCUAUAAAUUCAUGGCUUACCCAUGAAGCCGAACGAAGACCUCAUGGCCUCCUUGGAAUCUGUCGCCAGCGCUCUAGACGUGAAUAUUCGUAAGGAUAACAUUGUAAAACGGUCUAGGAUCAUGAAAGCACCUGCAAUGACUCACUCCUCCAUCCCCUCGAUCAUUGUAGCCAAAUUCGGAAGACAAGACCUACGGGAUGAACUUAUUGCAAGACAAAUGAUCUUACAAUCAUUUGAAGGCUCUAUAAUACACUGUGACCAGAGCGUUUUGAAGGAUACACUGUUCUGCUGCAGUCAAACAACUCUAGAUAUGACACCGGAAGAAAUCAUGGCGAGUCAUAAAUAUGAUGACUACUUGUGCAUAGGGUCCCAAAACUUUACUUUUAGUGAUCCUACUCUUUUAUAAUUUGAAAAUAAUUAUACCGUGCU
Messenger RNA from Belonocnema kinseyi, 505 nucleotides. RefSeq lists its product as uncharacterized. The record is from RefSeq and is a predicted model, not a curated record. Lineage: Eukaryota; Metazoa; Arthropoda; Insecta; Hymenoptera; Cynipidae. The transcript is spliced from 2 exons. The coding region runs from base 99 to 482 and encodes 127 amino acids.